Micromonas pusilla CCMP1545 is the source of this 585-nucleotide messenger RNA. RefSeq lists its product as uncharacterized. Gene Ontology annotation, cellular component: precatalytic spliceosome; Prp19 complex; catalytic step 2 spliceosome. The record is from RefSeq and is a predicted model, not a curated record. The annotation marks the transcript as partial. Gene Ontology annotation, biological process: mRNA processing. Lineage: Eukaryota; Viridiplantae; Chlorophyta; Mamiellophyceae; Mamiellales; Mamiellaceae. The transcript is spliced from 2 exons.
UUAAUCGACGCGCUUCCGUACGCGGACGUCCUCCCCCCCGACUGGCGCCCGCUCGCGGAUCGCAUGGUCCAGGAGGAGAUGCGUCGAAUGACGAAGCGCCCGAAGGAUUACCUGGCCGAGAUGAAGCCCGCGUACGAGAUGACGUAUAAGGACUGCCCGAUGAUUAAAAAAGAGAUGGAGAGGGUGGAGAAAGGGAUCAUGAAGAUGCCUCCGCCGGACUCGACGCGGUACUCGCUCCCGCCGCCGCCGAAGAGCAAGAGGGACGACCCGGAGGCGUGGGAGGCUGCGGUCAAGAACGCGAAGGCGCAGCUCGAGCAUCAGACGUUGCGGAUACAGAACCUGGAGCUCAUGCUGAAGUACGGGCCGAACCAGUGGAGGGCGUACAACGCGAGCCUGGAGGCGGCGAUCAAGAGGUGCGCGCGCGCGGCGUCUGAUCAAAAGGCGGCGACCGCGGAGCUCAACGCGCGACGAAAACUGAGACAGACCGCGGUCGGGGAGAAGCUCCAGAAGCUCGAGCGCGAGUUUUACGAGGGGUGCCGAAAGAACGCCGAGCUCGACUUCGCCAUCAAGAAGCUCGAGGCGGAG